UAUUAAACUUGCUUUUGCGAUGAGAGGUUCUGUAUCGGGAAUCUGGCUGCUUGCCGGUGUCAUAUCACUGACUCUGAUUGCCGCUGGUCAGAGUGCUGAAUACCGGCUCAGUAGGAACGUAUUGCCAUCGCUUUAUAAAUUAACCAUCAAUAUACAAGGCGAUGCAGCAAAUCCGGGUACAACAUUCGAUGGUGAAGUCGCAAUAACCCUUCAGGCAACUCAACCCAACGUGCUUCAAAUAACGCUGCACAAGGACUCGCUGGACAUAUCUUCGUGUAUGCUUUAUAAUAAGGCCGGCCUGUUGCAACAGAAUAUUGCCACAACUUCAUUAAAGUAUGACCAGGAGACACAACAGUUGACUGUGCCUUUGGCCCAGGCAUUGGCUGUCAAUGAGAUCUACACUUUGAACUUCGUGUUCACAGGGAAAGUGCGAACUGAUAUGGCAGGUCUUUUCUCCGCCAACUAUUUGGAUAAGGAGACUGGCAAGACCAAGUGGGUUCUCUUAACACAAAUGCAACGCCUCAAUGCCCGUCUAGUCUUUCCCUGUUUUGAUGAGCCUGCUUUCAAGGCAAAAUUCGAGUUGCACAUUGGACGACCAAAUGGCUUCAAUGCCAUUAGCAACACCAAGAUGAUAAAAUCCACAAAUGAAGGCAAUAAUCGCUUUAUGGAUCAAUUUGAUGUGACACCCAUUAUGUCCACUUAUCUUUUGGCUUUUGUAAUCUCCGAAUAUCAGGCACGAGGCAAUGUCAGUGACUAUGCUGUGGUAUCAAGACCAGAGUAUUUUAGCAAAACUGAGUUCAGCUAUAAAGUUGGAGAACGUGCCCUAGCAGCCUACGAUGGGGAGUUCCAACAACCCUAUAAGCAGCUGGGAAACCAAGUGUUGUUAUUUGCAAGCUCUCCCCGGUUCCCACACAAUGGCAUGGAAAAUUGGGGUUUAAUCAUAUACAGCGAUGAAGUGCUGGUGCAAGAUCCUGGCUACACGGACGGCUGGAAAAACAAGGAGUUCACCAUUCGCAUCAUUACGCAUGAAACGUCACACAUGUGGUUCGGGGACAGUGUUACAUUCUCCUGGUGGAGCUACUUUUGGCUAAACGAGGCUUUUGCCCGUUACUACGAGUACUUUAUGGCUCACCAACUCUAUCCAGAAUAUCAGUUGGAUCAACAGUUUGUGGUACGCCAACUGCAAAUGAUCCUCCAAACAGACUCAGGUAACUCUACCCAACCCAUGACCAGCCCUGAAACUAGCAUACAAACUCCUUCCGAGAUUGGCCACAAGUUCAGUAGCAUCGCUUAUGCAAAGGGUGCCAGCAUUGUCCGCAUGUGGAGGAAUAUCAUGGGCGCUGACAAUUUUAACAAGGCCAUCAGAAGCUACCUCAAGCAACAUCACUUGGGUAACACAGUCCCAAGCGAUUUGUUUGCACAUCUCAAAGCAAACUGGCCAGCUGCACCAGCUGUGGAUUUGGAUGAUUUUCUAUCCGACUUCACCGAGCAGCCCGGAUACCCGGUGGUUACGGUAAACCAAACGUUGGAGAACCGUCGAUUUGUCCUGACACAGAAACGAUUUUUAAUAAAUCGAAGGGACGGCAGCAACACAACACUGCGCUACACAAUCCCAAUCACCUUUGCCACGAAUCUGAAACCAACUUUCCAAAACUUGACACCCGGCAUAUACUUCAGAAAGAUUAAUUCUCAAAUUAACCUGACUUCACCAGAUCCACUAGAUUGGAUUAUUUUAAAUAUAAAACAGUCCAACUAUUACCGCGUGCUCUACGAUACUCCGAUUCUACGUAAAAUUCAAGAGGCUCUGUCCAAGGAUGAUCACAGUUCGAUCCCAGUCGAGAAUCGUGCCCAGCUCGUUGAUGAUCUUUUCAACUUUGCCCAUGCACAAAUGUUGGAUUAUACUGAUGUUUUCCAGUUUGUGGAGUAUAUGGUUAAGGAUGUCGAAUAUAUUCCCUGGUAUGCAGCCUAUAGCGGAAUGCAGCAUGUGGCAAAGCGAUUAACUCCUCAACAAUUAACUAACUUCGAAAAAUAUCUCCGUGAUAUUACAGCUGCGGUAUACGCUAAGCUGGGCGUGAACCCGAACUCGAAAGAUACCGUGUUGGAUGUGUAUAAUCGUAACAUGCAGGUGUCAUGGCUCUGUAAAUUCCAGAAUGCCGAUUGCAACAACCAAGUGAAAGACAGUUUUGAAGGAAACUCCGAGAAGCCAUCACCAGAUUAUCGGGAGACCUUCUACUGUGCAGCUGCCCGAACAACCGGCUAUGCCCGCGUGUUGGACCUAUACAAAAAGGAGACCAACUCCAAUGAGCGAGAUCUGCUCUGGCGAGCUGCAAGCUGCACAAGAGAUUAUCGUACUCACUACCAAAAUGAGAUAUUGAGCAGCUCUACAACCGUGAGUCAAAAAACGAAUGGCCUGGCACAACUUUAUCAGCAGAAUCCGGACUUAAUUACUCCUAUAUAUGCUUUGAUAACGGAGGACAUCAAUAAAUUAAAUACGGCUUUGGGCAGUUGGUCGAAGACUGCUGAAGUUCUGAGUGAAUUGUCCGACUAUUUCACAACGCGGGAGCAAGAGAAACAGUUCUCUGAGUUUGUGAACAAGAACUCGGCUUUGUUCGGCUCCUCCGCCGCCCAACUUAAAACAGCUCAGACUAAGGUGAACACAAAUCUGCAAUGGGCAGAGAAGAGAUUAGGCACGUUAGUCAACUUUUUGGCCUCAAGGAAUGGGGCAGCUGGAUCGACGGUGGCCACGCUGUUGAUAAUAAUGUCAACCCUAUUAGGAUACAUGUUGAAAUAUGUUGGAUUUUAGUUUAAGUUGGCUCAUUAAUAAAUGCUCAAAAGGGUUUGUUAAUCCUAUAAAUCUUAAAAACUU
This is a messenger RNA of Drosophila innubila, 2866 nucleotides long. RefSeq names its product membrane alanyl aminopeptidase. The record is from RefSeq and is a predicted model, not a curated record. Gene Ontology annotation, cellular component: cytoplasm. NCBI's taxonomy places the organism in Eukaryota, Metazoa, Arthropoda, Insecta, Diptera, Drosophilidae. Gene Ontology annotation, biological process: proteolysis; peptide catabolic process. The transcript is spliced from 6 exons. Bases 20 to 2803 code for a protein of 927 amino acids. Gene Ontology annotation, molecular function: metalloaminopeptidase activity; peptide binding; zinc ion binding.